GGUCUGUUUCUGGGAUGCGGCAGCUCGCUGGCUAGCGCUGGGCCCGGAGGUGCUGUCGUGGCCUACGUGCUGAUGGGAACGAUCAUCUCCUCUGUUAUCAGCUGCCUCGGCGAGAUGACCGCCCUGAUGCCAGUCAAUGCCCCAGUCAUGGAGUUUCCACGCCGAUUCGUCAGUCGCGGUGUCGGCUUUGCUGUCGGCUGGAUCUACUGGUUCGCAUACGCCGUGCUCGCUGGCGAACAGCUCGUCGCGGUCUCCAAUGCCAUCAAGUUCCGCUACGACGACGGGAAGACGUUCCUGCAGUGGGAGGUCGGCGAACGCGUCGACAAUGCUGUCUGGAUUUCGGUGUUCCUGGUGCUGGUGGUGAUUUUCAACAUGUUCCCUGUUCGCGUAUGUGUGCACCGACUAUGGACACUUGGGAAUAUCGAUGACCGAUGA
This is a messenger RNA of Thermothielavioides terrestris NRRL 8126, 435 nucleotides long. RefSeq lists its product as uncharacterized. The record is from RefSeq and is a predicted model, not a curated record. Lineage: Eukaryota; Fungi; Ascomycota; Sordariomycetes; Sordariales; Chaetomiaceae. The transcript is spliced from 3 exons. Gene Ontology annotation, biological process: amino acid transmembrane transport. Gene Ontology annotation, molecular function: amino acid transmembrane transporter activity. The annotation marks the transcript as partial. Gene Ontology annotation, cellular component: membrane.